This is a messenger RNA of Chrysochloris asiatica (Cape golden mole), 888 nucleotides long. RefSeq names its product phosducin-like 3 (gene PDCL3). The record is from RefSeq and is a predicted model, not a curated record. Gene Ontology annotation, biological process: positive regulation of gene expression; angiogenesis; protein folding. Bases 1 to 888 code for a protein of 295 amino acids. Gene Ontology annotation, cellular component: cytoplasm. The transcript is spliced from 8 exons. Lineage: Eukaryota; Metazoa; Chordata; Mammalia; Afrosoricida; Chrysochloridae.
AUGUACAACCCGUGCAAGAAUGGGGUAGAGGAAAAGGAGAAGUAUGACGUGAGAGACAGAAUUCUUCCUGUGCGUCCUUUAAUGCGCCUCGCUGCAAAGCUGGCUAACCGAAGAAUGAGAAGAGAUCUGCGGAGAGGGCAGGGGACGGCUGGAGUGGACUUUACCAAGAAGGAUCCUAACGCAGACACCGAGUGGAAUGACAUUUUACGCAAAAAGGGCAUCUUGCCCUCAAAGGAAAGUUCCAGAGAAUUGGAAAAGGAAGCCGAAGAGGAGGAGCAGCGAAUCCUUCAGCAGUCAGUUGUCAAAACCUAUGAAGAUAUGACUUUGGACGAGCUGGAGGAUAAUGAAGACGAAUUUAAUGAGGAGGAUGAACGUGCUGUUGAGAUGUACAGGCAGCAAAGACUGGCUGAGUGGAAAGCAACUCAGUUGAAGAAUAAGUUUGGAGAAGUUUUGGAGAUCUCAGGAAAGGAUUAUAUUCAAGAAGUUACGAAAGCUGGUGAGGGCCUAUGGGUAAUCUUGCACCUUUACAAACAAGGGAUACCCCUCUGUGCUCUAAUAAAUCAACACUUCAUUGGACUUGCACGAAAGUUUCCUGAUGUUAAAUUUAUCAAAGCCAUCUCAACAACUUGCAUCCCCAAUUAUCCUGAUAGGAAUCUGCCCACAAUAUUUGUUUAUCUUGAAGGAGAUAUCAAGGCUCAGUUUAUUGGCCCUCUAGUGUUUGGUGGCAUGAACCUGACAAGAGAUGAGUUGGAGUGGAAAUUGUCUGAGUCUGGGGCAAUCAAGACAGAGCUGGAGGAAAACCCCAAGAAACAAGUAAAAGACGCGUUACUGUCAUCCGUGAGGUGCUCCGUCCCCACAAGGAGAGACAGCAGUUCUGAGGACGACUGA